This is a messenger RNA of Habropoda laboriosa, 1014 nucleotides long. Its product is annotated as inhibin beta A chain-like. Gene Ontology annotation, biological process: SMAD protein signal transduction; BMP signaling pathway. The transcript has a single exon. NCBI's taxonomy places the organism in Eukaryota, Metazoa, Arthropoda, Insecta, Hymenoptera, Apidae. Gene Ontology annotation, cellular component: extracellular region. The record is from RefSeq and is a predicted model, not a curated record. Bases 1 to 1014 code for a protein of 337 amino acids. Gene Ontology annotation, molecular function: cytokine activity; growth factor activity.
AUGAAUCCAUCUCAAUACUUCUUCCUUCUCUUCGUCGGAACGUUCUGCGCGUACGGACUAUGGAAAUCAGGUUCCCUUUCCUGGCAAUCGUCAACCGUGCACGCCAAAGCAUCUAUCCAGUUCGAUCUCUCAAUUCCAGCCUCGUCCCCGUCUUCCCAUCGAUUCUCCAACAAAACAAGCAAAAGAACCUCCAACAAAAACCAUCGAAAAUAUCGCGGAGUUGUGUCCAAGUACAUGUUGGAAUUGUACCAUCGACGAUCAGACUUGGACAUAGUUCGGGCCUUGCAACCGAUCCACGUAUCAGGACCAACCGACGAUGGAGCCAGGAUUCUAGUGUUCUCAGUGCCUCCGAUAGAUCCUGACGAGGCUCUGGAAGUAGCAGAGCUGCUAGGAGUCGUUGGAUCCAUUCUGAGAGUGCGUUUGGACGACGCGAGCACGUCCGAGAGCUGCAAGUCGAGGAGAGACGACGGUUGGAGGGCGUUCAACGUCACUUCAGCUGUAGCCAUGAGGAACAGUGGUAUCGUCAGGCUUCGAGUGUACGGGAAAGUUGGCUAUCAUCCCUGCGGAGACGGUCCUAUCUUGCUACUCAGCUACUCCAAGGUGAGAAAAAAGCGUCCACGUCGUUCGGUGCAAGAGGAGGACUUGGACGAGGGUGACGGUCCGCGAAAACGACGGAAGAACUCUUGCAGACGACGCUCCUUGUACGUGGACUUCGCGUUGAUCGCGUACGACGAGUGGGUCGUUGCUCCGCCUGGCUACGAAGCGUAUCAGUGCUCUGGAAAGUGUUUCUAUCCGUUCGGAGACCAUCUCAGCCCGACGAAACACGCGAUCGUGCAGACGUUGGUGCACGGAGCUCUUCAGGGUGUCGACAGCGGAAGCAAACCAGUUGGGAGGGCUUGCUGCGUGCCGACCAGGUUGGCGCCUACCAGUCUCUUGUAUCUGGACGCCAGUGGGACGUUGACGUAUCAGUACGGUUAUGAGGACAUGGUUGUAGCUGAAUGCGGUUGUCGUUGA